Staurois parvus is the source of this 306-nucleotide messenger RNA. Lineage: Eukaryota; Metazoa; Chordata; Amphibia; Anura; Ranidae. The record is from the annotation of a GenBank genome assembly.
AUGUAUGUGAAAUGGUUUGAUACAGUAAUGUAAUACUAUCAGAUUUCAGUGUAUUUAGUGAAUGUCACUUUUUGACAUUUUCAAAUUUCCCGUCGUUCCGUCCCCGUACAUCCCGACGUCGCAGGGGACGGAACCCAGAUGACAGAUGCCGCCGGAUUACAUUGCCAAGGACACUGCAGGAGGGACAUCGCGGGAGCGCAGGACAAGGUAAGUGAAGAAGAGAUCCCGGAUCAGCGUUGCAGGGUAUUCCUGAGUGUAGCUCGGGGUUAUCGCUUGUGCUACACUCGGGAAUACCGCCAGGGAGGU